AUGCUAUGUGAUGAAAAGAAUUUAACUGAACCAGAAUCGAAUAUUCUAACAAAUACAGAUAUAAUUUCAAUUGUGCAAUGUCGAUCAGCAAUCGAUAAUUCACAAUAUUCAUCUAAUCAAAAUCCAAGCAGACAAGAAAACAAAAAUGAACCUACGAAUUCUAAUACUAAUAGUACAAAACAAAUUGCUGCUGAUACUCAGCUACAGAUCAAAGAUGUUCUAACUAAAGAGAAUACACAUUUUGAAUCAAAAACUCAAAAAUUAGGAGUAAUUGAAUCAUGUUUUAGUCGAUGUUGUGGACAACGAAUAUUUGGAUGGUUCAAGAAACAAGAAAAUUAUUCACUUUAUCUUUUUUCACCUUUGAAUAACUAA
Molecule: messenger RNA, 372 nt
Organism: Rotaria sp. Silwood1
Lineage: Eukaryota; Metazoa; Rotifera; Eurotatoria; Philodinida; Philodinidae
Source: the annotation of a GenBank genome assembly